Molecule: messenger RNA, 882 nt
Organism: Arachis duranensis
Lineage: Eukaryota; Viridiplantae; Streptophyta; Magnoliopsida; Fabales; Fabaceae
Exons: 3
Coding region: 1-882 (293 amino acids)
Source: RefSeq, a predicted model, not a curated record
AUGUGGAACCAAAUAACGACUCAUGGAUGCAGGCGUGGUCGCGGGAGAGGUAGUGAGGGACCCAAAAUGACUGGAAAUAACUCUGUGGACUUCAUGGCUGCACUUGAGUGUAUGGCUAUGGCUAUGCAGGCCACGGCUCAGAUACUUGGCCACCAAGAUGGAAAUGGUAAUGGCAGAAAUGGUGACAAUGGGCCGAUGAUCUUAGCGACCUUUCUGAAGCUGAUGGGAGAAGCUCAGUUCUGGUGGCUGGGAAUACUUCAUCUUUUGCAACAAGACAAUGUCGUAAUACCUUGGGACUCUUUUCAAUCUGAAUUCUACAAGAAGUCUUUUUCCAACUCAGUUAGGACGAAAAAAGAGAUAAAGUUGCUACAGUUAAAGCAGGUUUCAAUGUCAGUGGCAGAGUACAUCAGUCGAUUUGAGGAACUAUGCCGGUUUUCUAGAAUUUGUCAGGAUGCUCCAGGGAAUUUCGAAGAAUGGAAGUGCAUAAAGUACGAAGGUAGACUUCGGAGUAACACUCUGAGCACAGUAGGACUAAUGGAUAUCAGAACCUUCUCUAAACUGGUAAACAAGAGCAGAGUUACAGAGGAGUGCUCGAGGAAAGCUACUUUGGCUGAGAUUGAGAAUGACUACCAGGGGUCAUACAGAAAGGAGCAAGGAAAGAACCUUACACCAAGGAGUCAAAGUUUCAAGAGAAAUGAUUACAUCCCCCUACGUCUGCAAGACCAGAUCAAUUAUGGGAGGAAUUAUAAUCACAAUGGAAAUAGAAGGGGAAAGCAUAUAUGGACAUAUUCUGAUGAGUUGAGGUGUUUCAAGUGUGGAUUACCAGAGCACAAGGCUAUAGUUUGUCCACAUAAGAUGGCUCAAGAUGCCGGUCAAUCAUAA